Acanthisitta chloris (rifleman) is the source of this 3467-nucleotide messenger RNA. It is a transcript of the gene TRERF1, whose product is annotated as transcriptional regulating factor 1. Gene Ontology annotation, molecular function: transcription corepressor activity. The transcript has 13 exons. NCBI's taxonomy places the organism in Eukaryota, Metazoa, Chordata, Aves, Passeriformes, Acanthisittidae. The record is from RefSeq and is a predicted model, not a curated record. Gene Ontology annotation, cellular component: histone deacetylase complex; transcription regulator complex. Bases 1 to 3255 code for a protein of 1084 amino acids. Gene Ontology annotation, biological process: regulation of transcription by RNA polymerase II; negative regulation of DNA-templated transcription.
AUGGGGGACCAGCAAUUAUAUAAAACUAACCAUACUGCCAACAACAACGAGAACUUGUACUACCAACAACACCAAAUGAACUCCCUUUCAUCUCUAAAUCAUAGCUAUGGGACAUCUGUUAUGGAUGCUUCCCAGGCAUCCCCCCUCUCCCCACAGUUUCCCCAAGAUUCGAGGGACAGUAUAGCUUUGCCUGUAGGUUCAAAAAGUCUUGGUUCAAUGGAUACAUCUAGACAAACCAGUUGGACACAUUCUGGCUCAGGAAACCAUGUCCCAGUGAGGAACAAUUUGAAUAAUCAAAGCGCGAUGUGGAGCCCCCUCGGGCAGGGGGAAUCCCAUGACGGAUACCAAUAUCCUUACUCUCAACCCAGUGAAAAUCGAUCGCAAAAAAUGACCAGUGGGGUCCUGCAUAAAUUGGACUCCUUUACACAAGUAUUUGCCAACCAAAAUUUGAGAAUUCAAGUCAACAACAUGGCUCAGGUUUUACACACCGAGUCUUCGAUGGUGGAUAACUCUGGUGACAGUGCGCUCCGGCAGCUGCUGUCCCAGAAACCAGUGGUUGAGCAACAGCCUGUAACUUCCACUGUACAAAGAUAUCAACCAGUGCCACAGCAAACACAUCAGAAUUUUGCAAGCACACAGCAAAAGCAACAAAUGCAAGUCAUGCAGCACCAACAGUUGUACUACGACUACCAGCAGCAUUUAUCACAAAUGCAGAUGCAUUCUGCGUUUCCGCAGGGACAGACACACAUUCCACAAAUGCAGUCGCAGCAGCUCUUACCGCAACAGAUGCAGCACUUGCAGCAGCCUCAGUACUACGCUCAGCCCCAGCAGGGACAUCAGCGGCUCUCGAUACAGGAGAUGCAGCAGCAGCAGCCGCCGCCAGCUCGGCAGCCGCGACAGUGUCCAAUGCCAAUCGCUCAGUAUUACCAAACCCAACCUGUCAUGCAGCAGUUACAGCAGCAGCAGCAACAGAUGCAAUUGCCACUUCCUCCGUAUCACAGGGAACCCGAUCCAAAGACUAUGCAUGAACCACACCAGUACUCUCAGGAUCCAAGUCAUCCUGUGCAGCUUAUCCAGUUGGGAGCGGUGCCUCAGUAUUGCUUCCAAGAUCCCCAUGAACAGUACAGGCACUUGUACCCCCAGAGUUUACUGCAGGAGCAGCAGCAGCAGCAAGAUCAGCAGAAGCAAUACCCAAAUGAGAGCAGAGUGCCAUCUCUGAACUCCCACGUUGGCCUCACUCCACCAGAGACCGUGGAGGAUCCUGCACGGCAGGAGAUGAACUCUGUAGGUAAUGCUGUCCCUCAUCGAACUCUUUUGCCACCCUCGGGGGUUCAUCUGAACAACAAAGGCUCUCAGCAAGGCUCUCCCAGCGCCACGUGGCCUCAGGUGCAACUGUCAGAUGGCAGACUGCUGCCGCUGUCCCCAGAACAAAGUGGCCAGAACAGAGAACUUCCUGAGAGAGCUGAUGCGAAGAACAAGCUAAUGUGUUCAAUAUGCUUGAAGGAGUUUAAGAGUUUGCCUGCUCUAAAUGGUCACAUGAGGUCACACGGAGGAGUAAGAGCAUCUCCCAACUUCAAACAGGAGACUAGCAAAAAACCUCAUCCGAGUGCUGUAAAAUUGGAAGAGAGCUUCAAACCGUUGCAGGACAAGAAGAAGUAUCGGCACAGACCUGAACCUCUCUUCAUACCUCCUCCUUCCUUCAACCUCAGCAUGUCCCACUCCGGUGCCACUCUGUACCAGAGUCAGCUUCGCUCUCCCCGUGUCUUGGGAGAUCAUCUGCUAGACCGGACACAUGAGCUUCCCCCCUACACUCCACCACCAAUGCUUAGCCCAGUUCGGCAAGGGUCUGGUCUCUUCAGCAGUGUUAUCACUUCAUCUCAUAGCACCUCACAUACUCAGCUGCCGCUUACUCCUCUGACACCAACUCCACGGGUGCUCCUGUGUCGCUCUAAUAGUAUUGACGGAAGUGUCAUUCCUGUGACACCUGGGCCUGGAGAACAGACUGUUGAACCACGAAUCAAUAUUGGGUCCAGGUUCCAGGCGGAUAUUCCUGAGUUGCAGGACAGAUUGCUAAUGGAGAAAGAUGUGCACAAGGCUACUUUGGUGUGGAAACCGUGGCCUGAACUGGAGAACAAAAUCUUCCAACAAAGAGUGGAAGACCUUUUAAAUAUGAGCUGUUCCAGUGUGUUACCUGGUGGAGGAACUAACUCAGAAUACGCUUUGCACUCUCUCUUUGAAGCCAAAGGAGAUAUUAUGGUUGCUCUUGAAAAGCUGCUGUUGAGAAAGCCAGUGAGAUUGAAGUGUCAUCCUUUGGCAAAUUACCACUACGCUGGCUCUGACAAAUGGACGCAUCAAGAAAGGAGACUGUUCAAAGAGGCAUUGUCCACCUACAGCAAAGAUUUCAUAUUUGUACAGAAAAUGGUUAAAUCUAAGACAGUUGCACAAUGUGUGGAAUACUACUAUACCUGGAAGAAAAUCUUGCGUUUGGGACGGAAACACAGAACACGUUUAGAGAAAAAAAGAGAUGAAUGCCUGACAAGUGGAGAAGAGGAAGUGUUAGAGGAAGAUGAGGAGAUUGAAGAAGACAGAAAGGAAGAAAGGGAAAUGCAGAAGUCUCCUGACCCACCAGCUAUCCCUCUUGUUGGACCUAUAGAUCUCCCUGCCCUUCAGGGUCUUCCGCUUUCUUCGUCCUCCUUCAUCUGUGAAAUGCCAAACUGUGGCGCUGUGUUCAGUUCCCGACAAGCGCUAAACGGCCAUGCUCGCGUUCACGGAGGUACGAAUCAGGUGCCGAAAACACGAUGCACCAUUCCAGGCACCAAGCAGAAAUCUGGUACACAGAGUGGAUACUGCUCCAUCAAGAGUUCACCUGCCCACAGCACAACGAGUGGUGAGACUGACCCAACAACAAUUUUUCCUUGCAAGGAGUGUGGCAGGGUCUUUUUCAAAAUCAAAAGUCGCAAUGCUCACAUGAAGACUCACAGACAACAAGAAGAACAGCAAAGGCAGAAGGCUCAGAAAGCUGCUGUGGCAGCAGAAAUGGCAGCCACUAUUGCAAGAACUACUGGGACAGCUGGGCAUAAUUUGAUCCCCAUGGAUCACAUGAGUUUGGUUAAACAUGUUGAAAAUGUUGGUGGCAUUGAUGACGAUGUUGUUCAGGAGCUGGGUGAUGUCAUGGAAGAGAAUGAAGUCAUGGAUGCUGACCUCUUAUUGGAUGAUGAAGAUGCAGAUCUACUGCAGGAUGAUGCUGAGUUGUAAAUAAAUUUGUUUGAUAAAGACAGCUACUGAGCACACCCUGAUCGGAUCAAUCAGGAAACAUGGACUGCUCGUUUAUUCCCCACUGAUUGUAAACUACCUGUUGGAAAAUGAUAAUUCUUUUAUCCAGGUCUAGGAAAAUGAAAUUGCUUUUUUUCCCUUUUUUUAAUUAAUUUGUGUUUUGGGGGAAGGAAUAAAUAAUUGGUACAAAUAUU